Messenger RNA from Symbiodinium pilosum, 264 nucleotides. The record is from the annotation of a GenBank genome assembly. Lineage: Eukaryota; Dinophyceae; Suessiales; Symbiodiniaceae.
GUCAUCCGAGCUGGUCACUUUUCCGAUACGACCACAGAGAUGUCGAAGACGUUGCUUAUGAAGCUGGUCAAAGAGGCUCGGCAGACCAAGGGCGAGAAUGGAAGCCGCGCUCAUAGCCUGACACAGGCGAACCGUCUGAUGGCGCGGUCAGACGAGGAGCUGGAGGCCUUUACUCAGUUCGACCGUGAGCUGCUAGGAGUGGCGGAUGAAGCAUCAACGGAGGAGAUUCUGGAGAAGGCUGGCCGGCUGAUCCGCCUUGAUGAA